Molecule: messenger RNA, 1527 nt
Organism: Parastagonospora nodorum SN15
Lineage: Eukaryota; Fungi; Ascomycota; Dothideomycetes; Pleosporales; Phaeosphaeriaceae
Exons: 5
Coding region: 1-1026 (341 amino acids)
Source: RefSeq, a predicted model, not a curated record
AUGGCACGCAGAAGCGCACAUUCGCUGUCCGGCCUUUUCGCCGUUCUCCUUGUUCUCCUCCUAGCAACGCCAGCUCUCGCAGCAUGGAACCAGGCAUAUUGUUCCAAGCAAAAUACUGCUGAUACCGACGUUUAUCACUGCCGAGACGAGGGCACCUUCGCCUUCGCGGUCAUCAAGUACCAAGAUUGCUACUGCUCCAACUACAUCCCUCGAGACCAAGAAGACGUCAGCAAGUGCGGGAAGGUCUGCCCUGGUUUCGGAGAUGAGAAUUGCGGCAGCAUCGACGACGGUCUCUUCAUCUACAUCCAGAACGGCUCGCCUUCUGGUACUGCGCCUGCGCCAGGCCCUGCGAAACCAACGCAAGAACCCCCCUCCACCUCCGCCGAAGUCGACGUCGACGCCAGCUCCGGCCCCGUCUUCUUCGUCGGCAGAGGACAUUACAACAAGCAAAGCUCCUUCACAAGCUUCUUCACAACCGGCACCCACAAGUCAACCACCCGAGAGCAAUCCUACCACUUCCAUCAUCAACGUCUGCCCCCCGCUCGAACCGACAACGAAGACAAAGGACCGAACGUAGGCGCAAUCGCUGGAGGAGUUGCUGGCGGCAUCAUCGGUCUCUUGGCGAUAAUAGGAGGCCUCAUCUUCGUCCUUUGGAGACGGCGCAAACAACGAGAUGCACAAGAUGGCGACAACGGUGGUUCAUCAGGCGGUAUCACGCGCAAUACUAGCACUAUGAGCAAGGCCGGUCUCCUGGGUGGCACACGCGAAGUCGAACAGCCCUACGGUCCUGCACGAGUCAACACAAAUCUCAGCACAAUGAACAGUCGCUACGGCGCUGACCACGAAUCGGUAUCGCCGGGUAGUAAUCGACGAAACAGCCAGCCACUCGUCAUCGACUCACGGAUGAACCCCAGCGCGGUGAUGACGUUCGCUGGCGGCAAUCUUAGCAGGGAAAGCGUCGCAAGCUUAGACGACAGCCGUGACUACGGGCGACAACUCAACGUGCGGAAUCCCGACCCAUCAUGAGGAUGAUCACCGCACACCGACCCAAACCGCGAGCUCCGCUGUUUCGCUGGAGAGCACUCGACGUCGGUCAUUGUAGUUGGAUGCUACCCGCAACGAUACGACCUCACGAACACAUCUCUCACACUCUUGCACAGGACAACAUGACUGUACCCAGCAAUGGCACACGGCGUUCUACACCCGGCAGAGAAUAUCUCAUUCCCUUCUACACGGUUCGGCUACUAUAAUCACUAAUAGCGCCACAUACCUUUCUGUACAUUAUUUUCUAUUCGCAGGCUUUUCAUGCUGUCACGUAUAUGCUUUUUUUCAGUGGUGCGGAAGGAUUUGACUUGGAUUCGAGAAUGCAUCGAGGGAAGGAGACGGAGUACAUACAAUCAUCGCUACAAGGCAGUCGGAAAGUAGUUAGCAGGACUGAGAUCUUGAAAAAGCAUGAGAGGGAACGUAGGGGCUGAGAAAGCCUCGGACGGUAUCACCUACUUUUGAAAUACAAACCAAGUUUCAACA